AAGAAGACGAAUAAAACGCCCCAUCUCUGCUCUUCUUCUUGAAUAAAUAAAGGGAAGGUUCCGGGGAGCCAUGGGGAAAACCUGCCCAAUGGCCACGGUGGUGCUCUUGCUGUGUCUCUCCGUUAUAAGAGCGGAGGACCCAUACUUGUUCUUCACUUGGAAGGUGACCUAUGGCACCAUGUCCCCCAUGGGCGUCCCCCAACAGGGCAUCCUCAUCAACGGCCAGUUUCCGGGUCCUAAGAUCAACUGCACAUCCAAUAACAACAUUAUCGUUAAUGUUUUCAACGAGUUAGAUGAGCCUCUGCUCUUGACGUGGAGCGGCAUUCAACAGAGGAAGAAUUCAUGGGUUGAUGGGACUAUUGGGACCAUGUGUCCUAUUAUGCCAGGCACCAACUUCACCUACAAGCUGCAAGUUAAGGACCAGAUUGGCACAUAUUUCUACUUCCCCACUACUGGGCUUCAACGCGCGGCUGGCGGCUAUGGCCCUAUCAAUGUCCAUAGUCGUGAUCUCAUCCCGGUCCCGUUUGACCGCCCCGCGGAUGAGUUCAAUGUUUUUAUCAGUGAUUGGUAUAAUAAAGGCCACAAGACAUUGAAGAAGAUUCUUGAUAGCGGUCGUACCAUUGCUAGACCUGAUGGGGUUGUGAUCAAUGGGAAACAUGGCAAGGUGGGAGAUAAGAUCGACCCACUUUUCACAAUGGAAGCUGGUAAAACUUAUAGGUAUAGGGUAUGCAACGUGGGUAUGAGGACGUCGGUGAAUUUCAGGUUCCAAGGACAUGCCAUGACAUUGGUGGAGAUGGAGGGCUCACACACCAUACAAAAUGUGUACGACUCCCUCGACCUUCAUGUUGGCCAAUGCCUCUCGGUGCUUGUGACGGCCGAUAAAGAGCCUAAAGACUACUACUUGGUUGUCUCUAGUAGAUUCUUUAAGCAAGAGUUUUCCACCGUGGCCAUUAUUAGCUACGCUAAUGGCAGCGGUAUACCUGCAUCCCCAAAACUUCCUCCAUCCCCACCGGAAAACACGGAGGGCAUUGCAUGGUCCAUUAACCAAUUCCGCUCUUUCCGGUGGAACCUCACUGCUAGUGCUGCCCGCCCCAACCCUCAAGGCUCAUACCACUACGGUCAGAUCAACAUCACCCGCACCAUCAAGCUCGUCAAUUCCAAAAGCUACGUGGACGGAAAACUUAGAUACACGUUCAAUGGCGUUUCCCACAUUAACACCGACACCCCACUAAAGCUUGCUGAGUACUUCGGAAUCUCCAAGAAGGUUUUCAAGUACGACGUCAUGGGUGACACCCCUCCGGAAAAUGUCGAGAAGGUGACACUCGCCCCCAACGUCGUCAAUGCCACGUUCCGCAACUUCGUCGAGAUUGUGUUCGAGAACCACGAGAAGACCAUCCAAACCUACGACCUCGACGGCUACUCGUUUUUUGCGGUGGCCAUCGAGCCGGGGAGAUGGAGCCCGGAGAAAAGGAAGAACUAUAACUUGGUGGACGCGGUGAGUCGACACAGCAUCCAAGUCUACCCCAAUUCUUGGGCCGCCAUCAUGACCACUCUGGAUAACGCCGGGAUGUGGAACCUGAGGUCAGAUAUGUGGGAGAAGGCCUACUUGGGACAACAACUCUACUUCAGCGUUCUUUCACCGGAGCGUUCAUUAAGAGAUGAAUAUAAUCUUCCAGAAAACCAGCAGCUUUGUGGUUUGGUGAAGGGAAUGUAUAUGCCACCACCUUACAGCGGCUUCUAAAGGGUAUAUUAAUGUACUGUAGUGUAGGUCGAGGGGAGGGGGUGUACGACGGAGCAUUACUCCGGUUAAUGGAGCAUUACUCCAGUAGUUAAUGGGAGCAUCACUCCAGUUAACGGAUGUAAACCUGGCCACUUCACUAAAUAAAUGACAGAAGGUUUACUUCCCUUAAUUAUUAUA
This is a messenger RNA of Ipomoea triloba (trilobed morning glory), 1918 nucleotides long. RefSeq names its product L-ascorbate oxidase homolog. Bases 71 to 1741 code for a protein of 556 amino acids. The record is from RefSeq and is a predicted model, not a curated record. The transcript has 2 exons. Lineage: Eukaryota; Viridiplantae; Streptophyta; Magnoliopsida; Solanales; Convolvulaceae. Gene Ontology annotation, molecular function: copper ion binding; oxidoreductase activity.